Messenger RNA from Lactuca sativa (garden lettuce), 1100 nucleotides. RefSeq names its product transcription factor bHLH148. NCBI's taxonomy places the organism in Eukaryota, Viridiplantae, Streptophyta, Magnoliopsida, Asterales, Asteraceae. Gene Ontology annotation, biological process: regulation of DNA-templated transcription. The record is from RefSeq and is a predicted model, not a curated record.
CGGGCCAAUGCGUGCUACCCUGUAAAUCUGUAGUUUACUCCCCCACUUCAUAUCCCACCAUCUCUCUCUUUCUCUCCCGUUCAAACAGAAAACAAAGCACUAAACAGAGCUGAUUCUCUUCAAAAUUCCUCGUCAAUGGGAGUAUAUUCUUUCUAGCUGAAGAAGAAUAUUAAUACCGACAUUUUCUUCUUAAAGAAUUUUAUUUGUCUUCACAUCAACCGGAAGAACAAUUGGGAACGGAAUUUUGUAGAUGGCGGCUACAAAUCCGGUGACGAACAACACAGACGCACCACGUGAUGCAUCGAAGCGGAGAAAGAAGAAGAAAAUGCUAAAACAAUUUAGCAGCAUAAGAAAUCAGGUGCCGGAAAACAUGAAUAAUGACCACGACGAGAUUACGUCAUGGAAAUCAGAAGAUCGACAGGAAGCAUAUAGCUCCAAACUCUUCGAAGCUCUCCGCCAUCUCCGGCUGAGCUCCGGUACGUCUUCACAUUCUGUUUCGCUUCGUGGACGUGCGGUUCGUGAAGCCGCUGACCGUGUCCUUGCAAUGGCGGCGAAAGGGCGGAGUCGAUGGAGCCGAGCGAUUCUCUCAAACAAACUGAAGCAUAAAUUCAUGAAGAGUAAUCUGAGGCAAAGAGGUGCCAUUGCGACGGCGACCGGUAAAAGUCGGUUUAAGAAGCCGAGAAUGGGUAUUUUGAGGUUGAAGUCCAUGAAUUUACCGGCGGUGAAGCGGAAAACACGUGAUCUCGGGAGGUUAGUUCCCGGCUGCCGGAAACAGCCUUUCCCUAUUGUAUUAGAAGAAGUAGCCGAUUAUAUUGCAGCUCUUGAGAUGCAAGUUAAAGCCAUGGCUGCACUCGCUAGCAUUUUCUCAGCCGGCUCUAGUUCUGGCCCUGGCUUUGCCACCGGAGCCGUGAAUCGAAAUCAGCUCAGUCUUAGCCGGCCACCACCAAGCUCGUGAUAUUUUUCCUCUAUCCCUUUUUUUCUAUUUACUACUAUUUUAGAGUAAAUUACACUAUUGGUCCCUGAUUAUAGCUGAUGUUUAUAAUUUUAGCCUUUUUUUAUUGUAACGUUGGUCCCUAUUUAUUGUAAUGUUUUUGGUCUUA